Molecule: messenger RNA, 1948 nt
Organism: Musa acuminata subsp. malaccensis (wild Malaysian banana)
Lineage: Eukaryota; Viridiplantae; Streptophyta; Magnoliopsida; Zingiberales; Musaceae
Product: MLO-like protein 9
Biological process (GO): defense response
Cellular component (GO): membrane
Source: RefSeq, a predicted model, not a curated record
AUCUCUCUCCCUCCCCGUCUCUCUCUCUCUCUUUUUCUUUCUCUUUUUUUCGGUUUUGUUUUUCCCACCUCCUUGGGAUAAUAAAGAGCCGAGCUUCGAUCGAAUUUGGGGGUAAUCGGCAAUGGCGGAAGGCGGUGGCGAGGGGCAAUCGAGAGAGCUCGACGAGACGCCCACAUGGGCGGUGGCUUCCGUCUGCGCCGUUAUCAUCUUGAUCUCCAUUCUGUUGGAGAAGGGCCUGCACCACCUCGGACAGUGGUUUACAGAGAGGCGCAAGAAGGCUAUGUUUGAAGCUCUUGAGAAGAUUAAGGAUGAGUUGAUGAUUCUUGGAUUCAUAUCCUUAUUGCUGACAUUUGGUCAGAACUACAUUAUCCAAAUCUGCAUACCUGAGGAAGCUGCAGAUACCAUGUUGCCAUGUCUCAAGGAGGGAAAAGAGGAAACCAUUGAGGGUGAAGGCCAUCGUAGGAGACUUUUAUGGAGCUCACUUGAGGGAUUUGGUUCAAAGCAUCGAAUGUUAGUGGAAGCUUCAUCAUCGCCUCACUGUCCUGAAGGAAAGGUACCACUUAUUUCGCUGCAUGGUCUCCAUCAGUUGCACAUUUUCAUAUUUUUCCUGGCUAUCUUUCAUGUGACGAUUAGUGGUCUUACGAUGGCUUUGGGAAGAGAAAAGAUUAGCAGUUGGAAGGAGUGGGAAAUAGAGACCUCCUCUCCAGAUUAUGAAUUCUCAAAUGAUCCCUCAAGGUUUAGAUUUUCACAUGAGACAUCUUUUGUGAGACAGCAUACAAGUUUCUGGAAUAGAAUCCCAGUCUCAUUUUACAUUGUUAGCUUUUUUCGUCAAUUUUUCAUUUCUGUUCGAAAGGCUGAUUACUUGGCCAUGCGUCAGGGUUUCAUCACUGUUCAUCUAGCUCCUGGUAGUAAAUUUGACUUCCAAAAAUACAUUAAAAGGUCACUGGAGGAUGACUUCAAGGUUGUUGUGGGAAUCAGUCCUCUGUUAUGGGCUUCUGCAGUGCUCUUCUUGCUUCUUAAUGUGAAAGGAUGGCUUACAUUAUUCUGGAUAUCUGUCAUUCCUCUUAUUACAAUCUUGUCUGUUGGGACUAAGUUGCAGGCUAUCAUCACUCGAAUGGCUCUUGAAAUCAAAGAAAGACAUGCAGUUAUCCAGGGAAUGCCUCUUGUACAGCUCAGUGAUCACCAUUUUUGGUUUGGUCGUCCCCAAUUCAUUUUGUUUCUCAUUCAUUUUACAUUAUUUCAGAAUGCUUUCCAAAUAAUAUAUUUUCUAUGGAUAUGGUACGAAUUUGGAUUGGACUCUUGCUUCCAAGACAACAGGACACUCAUGAUUGCUAGAAUCUGUCUUGGAGUCGUAGUCCAAAUUUUGUGUAGCUACAUUACGCUUCCUCUUUAUGCACUUGUAUCUCAGAUGGGAUCACACAUGAAGAGGUCCAUCUUCGACGACCACACAUCCAAGGCUAUCAUGAAAUGGCACCAAGCCGUGAAGAAAAAGAACCCAACCACCAGUCCCAAAGGAAGUCCCAAAGGAAGCCCCAAAGGAAGCCCCAAAGCAGCCACUGUUGUCCCUGCUGACAGCGAAACAUCUGCCGGCGAUAUAAUGCUAACGCCUCCUCAGAGAGAUCAAGAUGCCCAAGGUACCAAUGCCGGAGUGCAAUGGUCGGCAGCCACCGCCACCCCAACCUCAACUGUAGCUUCUGCCGACCUGCUCACUGGAUCAACUGAACAGCAGCUGCAUGCAGUAGAACACGAGAAAGAAGAUGAUUACUCGUUCAUUAAUCUAUCAGAUACAUGAUUGUGAUCAUAAUAUAGUGCUGUUACAGGUUGGUUUUUGUUCUUUUUAUUCUUUUUUUGUGAGAUAUGACAAAUGUACAUUACGUACAGAACAAAAUGACCAGAAAGCUGUUGUUGUAAUUGUGAUGUUUCACAUUUUUUAACCUAUUUUAGGUGA